This is a messenger RNA of Penicillium crustosum, 1128 nucleotides long. RefSeq lists its product as uncharacterized. Bases 1 to 1128 code for a protein of 375 amino acids. The record is from RefSeq and is a predicted model, not a curated record. The transcript has 3 exons. Lineage: Eukaryota; Fungi; Ascomycota; Eurotiomycetes; Eurotiales; Aspergillaceae.
AUGCCUAGGACAUUGCCAUGGCUUCGCGCCGAAAAUAACAUUCCUGUGAAAAAAGCGUCAACACCGCGAAAGCGCGUGAAGACGGAACCCAGUCCUGAUCACGACCUCACUCCUAAAAACCCUCGAGUUUCUCCUCCAAGGCGCGAUUUCUUCAGAUCCUCCCAAAGCCCGCCGACCUCUCCUAUCAGACGCUGCCCCUCCGAAGAAUUUUUGGUUGAAGGAAUCCAACACGAUGAUGGCUGGGUCAUGGUAGAAGAUGAGUUCUAUGCCGUCGCGCAAGCAUUUACUCAACAUCUACAUCAUGCGGAGUACCUACGACGGAGAAAGCAAGUGAAAGCCGAACAUGCAGCCGGAAUGAAAGAGAUCGAGAGGCCUACCGACAACCGUACCCCACUGCCAAAUGAGGUUGAACGAAAAAGAGAAGCCGAAGCACUCAGGGAGCGACAAAAAGCCGGGCUCGCCCAGAUUGGAGACGGAGGAGUCGACGAGAAAGAUGAAGAUGAAGAUGAUGAGAGAUGGGCUGGAACACAUCUUCACGAUCUUAUGACGAGCCCACGAAAAACACGAUCCUUGGCGGGAGUCUAUGCGCCCAAGUCCUCUACUAGAGCCGCUGCGGGCUUUGGACAGGCGCCUACUUUAGGUACUGGAUGGGCCCGGGUGAACAGCAUCGGGAGUGUGGCUGCGCCACCAAGAGCACCAGAAGUUCCGGUGAUCGAACUGGAUGAAGAGACAGCCUCGGGUUCGGAUGACGACGACGAUCUUAACCUAGAAACAAAGCCAGUCGUGUUGCCGCCACAAAGAACAAAUGCCACUCCACGAAAAUGUCAAACUCACGAUCAGACAACACCACGAGCUCGGCAGCAAUCUAAAAUACAAAGCACGUUUACGUCAAAUCCGAAAGUGAAACCGACAUACGGACGACCCAGUCCAGCGAAUGCGUAUAAAUCACGGGUUCAAUCACUUUUUGAUGACCUUGAUGAACUGCCAGAGUCAUCUCGGGUAAAUAACUCUAUCUCUAACAAGUCCAGUAGUGAACCGACUGCAAGACAAUCGCCUGUAACAGGCGGAGGGAACAAUUUAGAUGCAAAAAAAUCCCGGCACAAUGAAGUGCCCACCUUCUUGGUGUGA